This is a messenger RNA of Brassica napus (rape), 3323 nucleotides long. RefSeq names its product F-box protein DOR-like. The transcript has a single exon. Gene Ontology annotation, molecular function: protein binding. Lineage: Eukaryota; Viridiplantae; Streptophyta; Magnoliopsida; Brassicales; Brassicaceae. The coding region runs from base 1491 to 2708 and encodes 405 amino acids. The record is from RefSeq and is a predicted model, not a curated record.
UGCAGGGCCGGCUUAUGAAGGAGGACGGUCAGUACGACCUCCCCGGGGUCCGCUACAAAUCAUGUUAUGUUAAGGGCCUUUAAUUCUUAUUUUUAGCAGGCUUGGCUUAGAUAUGGAUAGUAUAUAAACAUAAUAUUACAGAAUUUUCUAACUAAGAAAUCAAAUAUAAAUUCUUGUUUGAUGUUAUGUUUGAGUUGAAAAGUUAAAGAAACAUAAUAUUUUCAAAACCGACUAGUUAUGGGCUCCAAAAAAUUUUUUUGCCCAGGGACCUCCGGUUAUGUUACGCCGGCCCUGACUAACUGCUUAUGAGUAGAGAUAGUCAAUGGGCUCACCUAGGCCUGGGCGUUCGGGUACCUAUUCGGGUUCGGAUCGGGUGCUUCGGAUUUUUGGGUUUUUGGAUAAAGAGGUACAGAACCCAUUCGGGUUAUUUUAUACUUCGGAUCGGGUUCGGGUUUUUAAGGUUCGGGUUCGGGUUAUUUCGGGUAUAACCGAACUGUGUAACAAGUAAAAAAAAUUCUAUGUAUCCUUGAUUUGACUUUGUGAGAUCAGAAACAAUAUUGUUGAAGUUAGAAGAUUGAACAACCUAAUAUAAGAUUUGUGAUUUUUUUGAUUUGUUAUUACGUUGAGGAACACGAGUCUGUAUUCUUUCAUGUAAUUUCUAUUUGUAUUAUCUUGAAUAGAAAAUGGUAAAGAAUCCAUCUAUUCAUAAAUCAAAAUCAAACAAAUAUCAAAAUCAAACAAAUCAAACCUGGAUAAUCAUGAAUGUUUGAGUUCAUGCCUAUGUAAAGAGCAAAGAGAAAACAAAUCGCAAAUCCUAUUUGUAAUCAAACAUAAAUCAAAAUCGUAAAAUAUAGUGAUUCAUACAUGUAAUCGGUCAUAAAAUGAGUUUAAGUAUGUACUGAACAUAUAUGUUGAAAAAAGAGAAGACGGAAAGAUGAAUGGGACUGGAAGAUGUAAGUUUAGGGUUAGUAAUAUAUAUAUGUAUAUUCGGGUACUUCGGGUAAUUGGUUCGGGUAUCGGAUAUAACCAAUCGGGUACGGGUAUCCGGACUGGUUGAAUCCUAAACCCGUUCGGGUUUUUUUUAACUUCGGUUCGGUUUUCGGUUCGAGUUUUUCGGGUCGGUUCGGGUUCGGGUUCGGGUUUGGGUUAAUAUGCCCACGCCUAGGCUCACCCGCUCGUUGUUAGCUCCUUACGAUCGAGCUGCAUGUACUAAGCUAAGAAAUAUGAUGACAUGUGUGUCGCUUUAUCUACCAAAACGACACAAAGCGUAUCUUUUGUUUUUUGGUUAGGAGUUAGGACGUAAAAUUGUUAUUGUUGUACUUUUUAAUAUUAGUAUGGGCCUUUUUAACAAUUUCCUUAGUUGGUGAUGGUUUUUUUUGUGCAAUUUCUCCCUUUUUUCCACUUUUUAAUUUAUAAGAAUGGAGAUGAAUUAAACGUAAUGUUCCAACCGACUUGGAAACUAUCUAGGGUUUAAUGCAAGUGUCCCAGCCAUGAAACCAUCACGACACAACGUCUCGGAAGACCGUCAAACAAUCCUUCGACGCCACUCACGAUAUUCUUUGCCGAUCCCUAUAGAUCUCAUCAUCGAGAUAUUGUUGAGGUUGUCUCUGAAGUCUAUAGCCAGAUGUCGUUGUGUAUCAAAGCUCUUGGCCUCUAUAGUUGUCCGUCCAGAUUUCACGGACUCGUUCUUGGCCAGUUCUUUGGCUCGGCCACAGGUCUUGUUCGCGUGCCGAAAACAAAAUAAAAAUGAUGUAAUGUUCUACUUCUCUACACCUCAGCCUCAAAAUCCUGAUGAGAACUCAUCUUCUAUAGUUGCCAAUUAUCAUAUGAGUUUCCCCUUUGAUAGUCUCAGUCUGUGUAGUGCUGUUAGUGGUUUUGUUUGUAUUGAAGAUCUUCGGAUUAUAAAGGGAAGUAAAACACCAAGGCCUGUGUGGAUGAUAUGUAACCCAAGCACGGGUCAAUCCUUUACUUUACCCAAAAUGGAGUCAAGGAAGCGUAUUUGGAUAAGAUGCUUUUUAGGGUAUGAUCCGAUUGAGAAACAACACAAGGUAUUGGCAAUGACUUGGGGACAUACAAAAGCUGAAGACCAUCAAGUUCUGACAUUAUUAGGAGGAACUGAUAAACUGGCAUGGAGAAGGAUUGAAUGUAGCAUUCCCCAAUAUGGUUCUCCGGGGCCACAUAAUAUAUGCAUUAAUGGUGUUUUGUAUUUCAAAGCUCAGGCCAACAGAUCUUCCAACGGUCAAGAUAUUAUAGUUUGCUUUGAUGUUAGGUCUGAGAAGUACAACUUUGUUAAAGUCAUGAAAAGAGUAGUGCAUCCUGCAGCAGCUCUAGUAAACUACAAUGGUAAAUUGGCUUCAGUCAUCUCGCAAUCGCCCUCCCAUUAUAUUUUCGAUACUACUAGAAGUUUUGAAAUGUGGGUUCUACAAGACUCUGAAAAACAUGAAUGGUCCAAGCAUAUUUACAUAUUUCCUCCUCUGUGGAAGCAUAUAAGUGGAGGUCAGAACUUAUACUUUGUAGGUGUGACUGGUGCAGAUGAAAUUGUUUUGUGUCCCAAAUCUUUAUUUCGCGAGCCUUUCUAUGUUUACUACUACAAUUUGAAGAGGGGAACUAUAAGACGAGUUGAAAUCCAAGGACUGGAAAGGUUAGAGGGGAGUUAUAGAGUUGACACUUUCCUGAACCAUGUAGAGGACGUGAAGAUUGUGAAAUAGUUUUAAAAACUUUAUAAAGGAGGCUAGCUCUUAAGCUCUCAAUUUAAGACUAUUUCUGUCUUGUCUUGUUUUGGUAUUCAUCUUCUCUAUCCUCUUGUUCACUAGGGAGCGACGAUUGUUCUGUUCUAAAUUAUAUAUUAGAAACUCUUUUCUACUUGUGACACCAUAUAUGUAACUACGUGAUCCACGAAUUUCACUUGCCUCUAGCUAUGAAAAAUUAUAGCUAUAAUAUGAAUCAAAUGGCAUGGACAGAAUCAAGGCUAUGUAAUAAGUAGUUCUCUUUCAAUACCCACUUUUGAAGGUUGCGACCAGUAAUACAUAGCAAUGAUUCUUUUGUCACUGAAUUCUAUAUAUUUUCUUUUAGCUUUGGAUAUUUUCCUACACUUGGUAGUUGGUAUAAACACAUUGUUAAUUUUAUUUUGGCUAGCCAAGAUUUUGUUACCCCGUGAUGUUAGGAGUUUUCAAGGCUCCUAAGACAAAUGUUGUAAUAUAAAAGAUUGUCGAACCAGUUCUGAGGGAUAUCAAAUCACUGAGAAUGCAAGUACUCACUUAAUCUAAGUGCAACCAAUGAUUUAGAUGGGUUUUAAACUACUACUAAUACUAGAAAGCAAUAAC